AUGCAGACCGUGAAGUUGCUUCUGGGAAGGCGAGGUAUCGAAGUUAACGCCACAAACAUGAGAGGCGACACCGUCCUCGAUAUGCUACUGGAUUCACCCUGCCAACAUGGAGAUCUAUUGUUGGGAGAACUGAUUCGGGCAGCAGGUGGAAGAACCGCCGCAGAAGAAGGGAAGACUCAGCCGAAAUCGUCACCGAGUGAUGCCAGAGCCUCUGCCACUGUCGCGUCACACAGAAGCCGACCAAAUCGUUGGAACCCCUUCCGACGCCAGGCUCGACCUUCUAAGGAUGACCGCAGCCCCCGAAAAGUAUGGUCUGAACCUAAAGAAAGGUACAACAACAAACCAGAAACACUAAUGUUGGUGGCGACGUUGAUCGCCACCAUCACAUUCCAAGCUGGGCUGACCCCCCCUGGUGGGUCUAAGCAGAAAGAUGAUGGUGGGCCGACUCCCCCGAAUGCAGAAGUCAAUUUUGAUGGGAGUUCAAGUGAAGGGGAGGCAGUUCUAAAAGAUGGUCUCAAGUUAUUCCUGCUGUUCGACUUGUUCGCGUUGUUUGCAUCCUUGAGCAUCAACCUCUUGUUGAUAUGUUGUGUGCCCACACAGACUAAAAUGGUGACGGGAACCCUAAAGUGGUUUCUAUGGCUGGCGGUGUUCUCGACGCCAUUAGCAUUCUCGACCGCCAUUAUGCGAAUACUUCCCUAUCAGCUCGACACUGUCAUCCUUCUCAUGAGUUGGUUGGGAAUCCUCAGUCUCUUCAUGGUUUGGGUGUGCAUUAGAGCGAUCAGGUGGUUGUUGCGCAAAGGUGGAUGCUGGAAGAAGAAAGAUGGAGAAGGAGGAAGCCACGGAGGCCCCAGAAGGGCCGUUGCCAUCGGCGCGAAGAUUGUGGUGGGCGUCAACCCCCUGGUUUUGUUUAUCACCAGUAUCCAAGACAUGUCUACAAAUUACAAAAAGUCAUUUAUGGACUCCGUCAAGCUCCACGAGCUUGGUAUACUGAACUUGGAUCAUUUCUGA
Messenger RNA from Musa acuminata AAA Group (dessert banana), 1008 nucleotides. Its product is annotated as ankyrin repeat-containing protein At5g02620-like. The record is from RefSeq and is a predicted model, not a curated record. The transcript has 2 exons. NCBI's taxonomy places the organism in Eukaryota, Viridiplantae, Streptophyta, Magnoliopsida, Zingiberales, Musaceae. Bases 1 to 1008 code for a protein of 335 amino acids. Gene Ontology annotation, cellular component: plasma membrane.